CUAGUUUAAAGCAAGAAAGAGGAUCUUUUCAGGAUCCACAGCAAAAGUGACCGAGAUUUCUGUUUGGUGAAAGACAAAAUUCUCUUUCCUCACUAACCUUUCUGGGACUUUGAUUCCAAGUUCUUUAAUCAGUCUCUCUUUAACUAAGCUUCCCCUCUCUCAAUAUAUUCAAUUAGCUUUUGGGUUCUCUCUUACUCUCUUUUUGUUUUGGUGAAUGAGUAAUGGGUAUGAAAGUUGCGACGGCCUGUUUUCAUUGGUCACAAUCCUCUGUUCCUCACCCGCCUCCUUCUUCUCAAGCCCUUGCCUCCGCAAUCUUAUCACCUUCCUCAAAAAGGCGUACUAUAAGCGAUGGAGCUCUCUUGUGCCAGUACUUCCACAGACUUGAUCAAUCGGCUCUGUUCGGAACACCAUCUUCCAUCCUUUACAGAUCUCGAUCUUGUGAACACCCGAAAUCGAGAACCCAACGAAUCAAACGAGCUUGUAGUGCCAGCUUAGACGCAUUCUCAGACGAAGAAUUCUCGAAGCAAAUUCAAGAAUUGGCACUGAGGUUCCAGUUAUCGGAAGAUGAUGUCGAAAACAAAAACAAUGGUGUGGUAGAAGCAGAGCCAGAGAGAAUUGUGGAUUCCAUGGAUAGACAAAUCAAGAGUAGUGGAGAAAGUAGCAAAGGUAGCAUCAGUUUUGUAGAGAAUCAGAAAUUUUCUAGUCCAAAGCUGGAGCCUGUACAGCCACCGGAUUGGGCCGGGAGGGAUGAGAUAAUUCCGGCCAGUAUAGAGCGGAAGGCGAACAGUGUAGACCUUCCGAUCUCGCUACGGAUGAUAAAAAGGAAGAAACAAUGGCAGGAGGGUUUUAGAGAAGCAGGUGAGUCCGCUUACUCCUCUGUAAUUAAGGCCUUUUCGUCCAUGGUGUUUAUAAUUCGAGAGCUCCAAAGCUAUACUUGGCAAAUGAGAGAGAUAUUGUUCUACGAAGAUUUACAAGGAAUUUUAGGCCGAGUACAGACGGAGAUGAAUGCUUCUUUCGUGUGUGUGUACUCGAUUGCAAGUAGUGCUGCCGUUGCCACCACACUGCCACCGCAAGCCUACGCGGCUAUGACGGAGUCUGUUUCGAUGAUAGAAGAUCAGAAGCAACAGAAGUUCGAUUCGUCCGCGGUUAAGACGUUUUCAGUGUCUUCUUCAGGUAGAAAAACUGCCUCUAUUGGCGGAAACAAUGGCGGUGGUGGUGGGAAAUUCAAGCCGGUAGCUAGUGGGACAGAUGGUGAUGGAAGGUUUGAUGGUUCCAUCUAUAGGGAAUAUCAUCAAACUGUCAUUCCGGACAUUGGGACUUCAAGAACAAGUGAAGAAGAGUCCGUUUCUGGGCAAGUGACCAGAGAAGAAGAGCUGAGACUAUGGAAUUCUGUAGUGGAAGAAGCUUCCAAAAUGCAGACUGCAAUAAGAGAUGAGGCCUUAGAUCAUGAUACUACGCAGAGAUUUGUUUCACCCAUCUGUGCAGAGAUUGAAGCAGACGAUUAUUCGGAUUAUUUAAGGACAGAACUUCUUUAUCAAACAGGGUUGGUUCAAGAGCCUGAUAACCCUCUCCUCCUCUCCAAUUAUGCUCAAUUCCUUUACCUGGUUGCCCAUGACUACGAUAGGGCUGAGGAUUACUUCAAGAGGGCGGUGAAGGUGGACCCUAAGGAUGCUGAGGCAUUGAAUAAGUACGCCAGCUUCCUAUGGCAAGUGAGGAAGGACCUUUGGGGUGCUGAAGAGACCUACUUGGAGGCCAUCUCUGCUGACCCCAGCAACUCAUACUAUGCUGCCAAUUAUGCUCAUUUUCUUUGGAGCACCGGUGGCGAGGACACCUGCUUCCCUCUCAGCUCCCCUGACACCACCGAUGCCUAA
Ilex paraguariensis (yerba mate) is the source of this 1871-nucleotide messenger RNA. Lineage: Eukaryota; Viridiplantae; Streptophyta; Magnoliopsida; Aquifoliales; Aquifoliaceae. The record is from the annotation of a GenBank genome assembly.